Moneuplotes crassus is the source of this 846-nucleotide messenger RNA. NCBI's taxonomy places the organism in Eukaryota, Ciliophora, Spirotrichea, Euplotida, Euplotidae. The record is from the annotation of a GenBank genome assembly.
UUUAGAGAAAUGGAAUAUAAAGGAAUAGAGGAACCACUUAUGAACAUAGCGAAUAUUUGUAGAAAUUUAUGAAACUUGGAGCUGCAAGAUGAUGAUGAAAUUGAAUUGGAGAGCUUUAAAUGUCUUGAAUGAAGUAUUGGCUUCACGAUCCCUAAAGAACAAGAAGCCUGCCCACGUUGAUUAGGAAACACUAUUGAAAAAAUUAACGGAGAGCUUGCUUUUUCUCAUUCAAAGCCAGUCGAAGGGAUACAUGUUGACUAUAAUAAUCCUUCAGUCUCAACUCCAUCUAGAAUAGCAGACCAAAGAAGAUUGCAAGCUCAAAAAACAUUUAAAGAUCGGAGAAGUUUGCUAGCUCAAAGAAGAAAGAAAAACGCUCAAAGAAGAAGGCAAGAAGAUCAAAGAAAAAGGCAAGAAGCUCAAAGAAAAAAGCAAGAAGCUAAAAUUUAGAGCUCAAAGAAGAAGAAUUCAAAGAAGAAGAGAAAUAGCUCAAAGAAGAAGUCAAAUAGCUCAAAGAAGAAGAUUAGAAGAAAUAAAAAGGCAAACAGAAGAAGCUGAAACAAUUCAAAGGUUCCCUCACACCGAAGCUACAAUGCCUAUCUCCAAAAUUCCAUUAAAAGAGUUAAAUGAAAUAAGCAUUACCCCUGAUCAUUACUAUACUGAAGGAGGAAGGAUGAACCCCCCAACAUGCACUAUCUGCUAUGAAAACAUGCUCACCAAAGCCAUAAAACUCCCUUGCAGCCACCUCUUCCACUCAGACUGCCUCUCACUGCUCCUCUCCAGGCACACAACUUGCCCUCUCUGCCGUGAGCCCAUCCAGUAAAAAUUCUUCAAAUCAGUCAUAUUUCA